GUGCGCGCGUGCGCGGCGGGGGCGCAGCGCAGUGGACGAAUGGUGUCGGCGUUGCGUUCCACGCGGAAUCCGCCCGCCUCGCUUUAAAGCGGCAGCUCGCCGUCGCUGCCUCUUGUCGUGCACCUCAAGGCGAGCGGCGGAGGCAGCGGCCAAUCAGCGCGCCAUUAGAGGCUUGACAGGAAGCUGUUUAUGGCCGCGCGGCUCUAAUUAGCCUCAUGAACUAACACAUCUGGCCGCGCCGAGGCACCGAGGAAAACGAUCACAUCCAUGGAUUAGUCCGGGGGGGCGCACGGACACUUUCGAGCCCGCCUGCUGCAUGCUGCGCGUUUGCUCAACUCGGCCAACUUUCCGCUCUCCCUCAACUCUGGAGUCUUUUCCGCGGUAACUUCUUCCACUUCGAGUGGGGAACGUGGAGCGUCGCGCCAUGUUUCAACCCGCGCCCAAGCGGUGUUUCACCAUCGAAUCGUUGGUGGCCAAGGACCAUCCGGUCCCGGCGUCGCGCUCGGAGGAGCCCAUCAGGCCGGCGGCUCUGAGCUACGCCGGCUCGGGUCAGAUGAACCCCUUCCUCAACGGCUUCCACUCCGGCGGCAGGGGCGUCUACUCCAACCCGGACUUGGUUUUCGCCGAGACGGUCUCGCAUGCGCCCAACUCGGCGGUGCCGGUGCAUCCGGUGGCCCCGCCGCACGCGCUGGCCGCUCACCCGCUCUCGUCCCCGCACAGUCAGCACCCCCUUUUUGGCAGCCAGCAAAGGGACCCCUCCACCUUCUACCCCUGGUUAUUACACAGAUAUAGAUACUUGGGCCACAGAUUUCAAGGUAACGAAACGAGCCCCGAAAGCUUCCUUUUGCACAACGCGUUGGCCCGCAAACCCAAACGGAUCCGGACGGCUUUCUCGCCGUCGCAACUCCUGCGGCUCGAGCACGCUUUUGAGAAAAACCAUUACGUGGUGGGCGCGGAGAGGAAACAGCUCGCGCACAGCCUUAGCCUCACAGAAACUCAGGUAAAAGUGUGGUUUCAGAACCGGAGGACGAAGUUCAAGAGACAAAAGCUCGAGGAGGAGGGCUCCGAGUCCCAGCAGAAGAAGAAGGGCUCCCAUCACAUCAACCGCUGGAGGCUGGCCACCAAGCAGUCCAGUCCGGAGGAAAUCGACGUGACUUCGGACGAUUAA
Syngnathoides biaculeatus (alligator pipefish) is the source of this 1168-nucleotide messenger RNA. RefSeq names its product empty spiracles homeobox 2 (gene emx2). Gene Ontology annotation, biological process: regulation of DNA-templated transcription; brain development; neuron differentiation. The coding region runs from base 425 to 1168 and encodes 247 amino acids. Gene Ontology annotation, molecular function: DNA binding; DNA-binding transcription factor activity, RNA polymerase II-specific. The transcript has 3 exons. The record is from RefSeq and is a predicted model, not a curated record. NCBI's taxonomy places the organism in Eukaryota, Metazoa, Chordata, Actinopteri, Syngnathiformes, Syngnathidae.